CUCAGAGGGUUAGGGGAGGAGAGAGGGUGGAAGCAAAAGAGUGGGGACUGGAGGUUGAGCACGAGAGAGGCUGAAUCACAGAGACAAAGAGCUGGAGCGCGUGAGACGCUCCGUGGUGUGAAUGAACGAUAAACAGGACUACCUUUAUCCCCCUUCUUCUUCUCUGGAUUUUACACCCACAAAUUCAACGCUCAAACAGGAUUGUUCUCCUUCUCUCUGCACAACAGCUCCAAGGUCCCUAACAGCAGAAAUGCCGUAUAGUGUCCCAGUCCAAGAUAUGGUUUCCUGAGCGGCCGUACCCCCUACCGACCACAAGGUGUAAAUCCAGUCCAUCCCGGGCGAUGACUACUCUGCUUCCCAACGUCAGUGUUCCUGGGAGUGCAGCAGUUCUGCUGCCGACCGCAGACUGUCUGACUAACAUCAGUGCAGCCGCACGCCACGGACUCGCUUCAGGCCAGUCACUGGCGCCGCUCUGCACCCUUUGUUGCUGUGGAUUUAUCAAUCGGACUUUGGCAGUGGUGUUCAUGCUCAGCCUGGUGUUUGCCAUUGUGAUUGGAAAUGUGAUCACCCUCACUGUUUUUGUGCAAACGAGGCAGUCCCGAACUCCACAGGGAUACCUGAAAGUGUCCCUGGCCAUAGCAGAUAUGAUGGUCGGUGUCCUUGUGGUCCCAUUCUCCGUCUACACUGAGAUCUCACUCAUGGUGACCAGCGCACCACCCAUUUGGUACCAGGGCAGUUCUAUUUCCCCGGCCACCUCUUCUUCUCCCGGGGGGCUGGUGAGCCCUUGGCAGCCCUGCAUGCUGAUUGGACCUGUGUUUGCUGGAUGCACCUUUGUCUCCAUCAGCACCAUCUUCCUCAUGACACUGGAGCGAAGCGUGGCCAUCCUACGGCCCCUGCAUAAGGACGCCCUGGUGACCCGCAGAAGAACUCUGCUCCUCAUCCUGCUCUCCUGGGCUGCCAGCUUCCUCCUGGCCAUUGCGCCCCUCAUGUUCAGCAGAAACCUCACUUUGGAGUACAAUGAGUGCAGCCGUAUGUGUAACUACACUCCACUGUUGGUCGGGGGCCAGCUGCCAUCUGAUGCCAACAUUUUGCUGUUAUUCCCAGCCUUUGACUUCACAUUGCUCGGUGUCACGUUAGCAGUGAACAUCGUGUCUUUCACUAGCAUUCGGCGAUACUCCCGUAAACGCAAACUGCUGUCAGAGGGGAGUCUGAGUGACGGAGGCGGAGGAGGGGCUGCGGGGGGAGGAGGAGGAUGCCCUCACAGGCCCUCCUUUUCAGACAUCAAAGCUGCUAAGACAAUCGGCAUACUGACAUUUGCCUUCACAGCAUCCUUCUCGCCCAUCGCAGCUUUUGUGCUCGGGAACGUCGUGGGAUACACCUGGUGUAACUUCUCCUUUUUGGCCUUCUGGGUCCUGACAGGAAACAGUUGCUGCAAUGUCAUUAUCUACAGUGUCAGGGACCACCGCUUCAGGAAGGGUGUGACUUUGCUCUUUCAGCGAGACCACUCAGCCCCACAUGGCGAGAAGUCCUGAGGGAACAUCAUCACGUCUAAAACUCACUGUUUAACAUUUAUAUAUAUUUAUAUGUAUAUAUAUAUAUUUUUUAAACACUGUUAACACAACAAGAUGUGGUUGCAUAAGAGGUUAUGUUGUGAACUAUUUGUUGGCUAUGAAACAUAAUUUUUCAUAACCUAAAGAUAAAGAAAAGAACGAGACGCACCGUGCUUGUGAGUUUUUAAGGGCUUUGUGGUUUUCGGACAAAGCCGGGGUACAUCGUGCAAAGCUAGGCUAGAUGUUUCCCGGCAUCAAACUUCAUAUUUACUAAAGCCCAUGAUUGGUCUCAUCCAACUCUUGUGAAGUGCAUGUCACAAACUGUCAAACUAUUCCUUUAUUCAAGUGUAAAGAUAAUAUGACAUUAACAAAAAAAAGCGAAUUCAAACGAAAAGUAAUACUUUUCUGCUUAAAGUUGUCUAUGGAAGACAAAUUGAAAAAUGUGGAGCUCCUUCAACAUUUGGCUUCAGACAAACUGUCACCUUCUUUUCUGAAUCUACAUCAGAGGGCUUUAUGAACUUUUCAAUGACUUCAGGACACCAUACCUACUGUAUUGUAUCUGACAAUCCACAAUAACAACACUGUUAUUGUCUUGUUUUUAUGGUAUUGGUGAGCUUGUCACCUAUUAAAUUACAAGGGAUGUUGUUAAUGUUUUUGGUCUCUUUGGAAUAAUGUGGUUUACAAUGAAUUUGGUGUAGGUAAGUUUAUAAGAUCUAUGUUAUGAAUUUUUACAGAUAUUUAUUUUAAAGCAUUUAACUUCAAUCCGUUAUCAGAAACUCACUUUGACUGAAAGUCAAAGUCAAAAUGUUAGCAAUUUGCACCAAGCUACAUAGUGUUACAUACUUUUGUACAAUUUUUAUUUUUCAGCGUUUCACAGUUUUGGAUAUUUUUGUCAAACCAAAUGUGAGGAAAAAAAUAAGCCCUUAAAUUGUUCCGGCUUUUCAGGGCGUAAUGUACGGUAAUUGUAAUAUAUUGAAUUAUCUCACUUGUUUGUCAUACGUAUCAUUUCACAUAAAGAUCAGGUUGAAGGUCGUUUUGCAGCAUAAAAUGGUUGUUGUUUCUAUGAAUGAAAUGGUUGCAAUGCUGCAUGUUAUUCUGCCACAACUAAAAACGUUUGAAAUGGUAAAAAUACAACAACACCAAUAACGAUAGAGAUUUUUGCCUUGCUACAAAUUGCUCUAAAUUGCUCUCAGAUGAAUACAACUAACAAUUGGUUAACUUGCCACCAAACAGUAAGAUGCAUCUCAUUCGAAUUUAAAAACAUUCAGUGGUGGAAUGACGUCAACUUAAAUAUGUUAAUGUGUCAUUGUAGUUUAAAAAUCUGUCCCACUCGUGGAAAAGUAAAAAAUAUAAGGCAUCCUAAUCAUUGAGUAUGAUUAUUGCUGUGCUGGUAUUGAAAACCUCUUCAGAAUUCUAUCAGUAGUGCGUAAUUAAUCGGUGGUGAUUGCAUCAGAUCUGAUCAUAAUAAAUGUGU
Pungitius pungitius (ninespine stickleback) is the source of this 3024-nucleotide messenger RNA. Its product is annotated as trace amine-associated receptor 13c-like. Lineage: Eukaryota; Metazoa; Chordata; Actinopteri; Perciformes; Gasterosteidae. The transcript has 3 exons. Bases 342 to 1532 code for a protein of 396 amino acids. Gene Ontology annotation, molecular function: G protein-coupled serotonin receptor activity; serotonin binding; neurotransmitter receptor activity. Gene Ontology annotation, biological process: adenylate cyclase-inhibiting serotonin receptor signaling pathway; chemical synaptic transmission; G protein-coupled receptor signaling pathway, coupled to cyclic nucleotide second messenger. Gene Ontology annotation, cellular component: plasma membrane; dendrite. The record is from RefSeq and is a predicted model, not a curated record.